Megalopta genalis is the source of this 5496-nucleotide messenger RNA. The record is from RefSeq and is a predicted model, not a curated record. Lineage: Eukaryota; Metazoa; Arthropoda; Insecta; Hymenoptera; Halictidae.
AUGUGAUUUAUGGUUUACAGUAAUGAAAGACUUUCGAUUCCUACGUUCCACGAAUUUUUCGUUUGUGCUUUGUCCUUUUUAAGACUGAUUCUGCGGAGGCCAAUUAGUUUUGGGAUUAGCAACGUUUCGUCAUUGGAUAGUUAUUUAAAAAAACGGUAAAACGAGGACGCAUCUGAAAAGUCCAACCGUUUUAUCUGGGUGACGCCAUCGGCCUAAAGCCUCGGAGCUUUAAAAUCUCCAAAGGCCUACAGGCAUUAGCACAACCAAGGUUGAAAGUCUGUUCGCUAUAGUUUCUAGUGCAAUAUAAAAACGGUUUGCGGUUUACCGGUAUUUAUUAGUUUGUGUUGUGCUCGAGUUGAAAAGUUUAAAACGUAAACAAAAAAGUUCCGGGCAAGAAAUCCUGAAAAAUAACAGUAUGUAUUGUAUAUGUGCAAAAAGUUCAGUUUAAGUAUAAAGUAUAAAAGUUGCUAGUAUAAAGAAGUUAUCGACGUGAUAUAAAAAGUAUGUUCGACAUGAUAUGGAGCGCGCGCGUUGUGCCUUCAAGAGCGAGUACUGCACAGGCUCUUAUUGAUACAGGCUAGAAUAAUUCAUCAUGUCAGACUCUGGUUCAGAAAGUUCCUCCUCAGAGGGUUACGAUGGGAGAAGAAAUGCAGUUGCGUCUACUGAUAAUGUGGCUUCACCAUGCUACUCUCAUCAUUCAUCUGUAUCGGGUCAUAAAUCUAGAGCAAGUUCUAUUUCUUCAAGAGGAAAAUCUCCAGCAUCUCUUAUGUCUGAAAGGGAUUCACAAUCACCAGCAUAUACAUCAAAUUCACCAGCAUAUAUACCAAUAUCUCCAAAGUCUCAGAGAUCUGGGUUAGCAUCUCCUAGUGAAGAAGGUUCUCCAAGAUCCAUGAGGAGUUUAUCAAAGUCACCACCUAAUACACCAAAAUCGUAUCGUUCGAGAAAUAAUUCUUUAGAUUCACCUAGAAGUGAUAGAAGUUUGUCUUGUUCACCUAUACCAGAUGAGAGAUCGUGCCCAUCUACUCCUAAUGAUUCAAAGUCUUUACAUUUAGAAGACACAGAACCUAAGCAAUUUGAGCUAGAGGUUGAUGCACAAAGGUCUGUUGAUAAUUCACCUAAAUCUUAUUCUUAUAAAAAUAGUGAAUCAAGACAAAGCUCGCCAAAAUCACCAAGGUCUGGACAUAGUUCAGCAAAAUCAUUAAUUUCUGGAAGAAGUUCUCCAAAGUCAGGUCCAGCUUCUACAAUGGAUGAUCAAGAAUCAGAGAAGCAUUCACCACCCACGAAAAGUGGUUCAUUUAAUGAAUUAGAUGGAGAACAAAUUUCAGACGGAGAUAUCGAAGACGAACCCGAAUCUAUUGCUAAGUCAAAACCUGCACCAAUUACACACGGUGAAGAUUUGUCAGAUGUUUCUGAUCUUGAAAGUAUGGAUGGAGUCGAUGGUACCGUAGAGCAUGAAUCAGAACUUAAAGAAAAUAAUCAGAACGAGGAUAGACGUAUAGGAGAUAACGAUGACAAAAUGGAGAAAGAAGAUAAAAAUGCACAGGUUGGAUUAACAGAGGAAAGUGAACAGUUAGACUUUGAAGCAGAUGGUCAAUGGAAAGAUGAACGUGAUGAAGGUGAAACAGACGGACCAAAUGUUAAAGAACACAAAGAUGACAGAGAUAGAAAGGAUAAGGAUAAAGAUAAAAUUAAGUUGAAAGAUAGUGGUGAAGGAAAUGACAAAGAAGAAGGAGAAGAAGAUGGGGAGAAAGCAGAAUCAGAAUUAGAGGAAGGUGAACUAAGCGAUGGGGAUGAUGCUCGACCAGAAGAAACAGAACCAAGGCCUGUUUGUCGUUUUUACAACCGCGGUCAAUGCACGUGGGGUGUGAGUUGUAGAUUUUUACAUCCAGGUGUAACAGACAAGGGUAAUUAUACAAUGUUUGAUAUGGUAAGGCCAAUGGCAUAUCCACCGCAUGCAGCCACUCAGCAUGAGUUCAGGCCGCAUAUCGAUAGACCAAACAUGGUGCGACCGUUGCCUGGUUAUGGUGCACCAUCGCAUACACCUAAAGUAGAGGAAUUACCUACUGAAUCUGCGUGGGAACGUGGAUUACGACACGCUAAAGAAAUGAUGCGCAAAGCAAACAAGCGUAAAGAAUCGGAUAUGGACUUCGAAGAGAAGAAGAUGAAUUUAAGCUUAGGUCAAGAUGAAUUAGAUAGAGAAGCGGGUUACUAUGUAAGAGCAGCUAGCCCAGAACCACCUGUCGAAAGGUGGCCACCUCGAGAGGCUCCUCGAAGAAUACCACAACCAAGAAUUACACCUGAGAGAUACAUCGAAGAACCUGAUCCUUACUACGCACCACCAGCAGCACCACCGCCAGAGUAUUAUAGAAGAGUACAUUACAAAGCAGAUUCUCGUGUUACGGAAUACCGAGAACGAAUCGACUAUCAUACUGUACCUCGUGGUACACCUCAUUCCGUUUCUCCACCGCCACAUACAAGAGAUCGUGAAAGGGAAAGGGAACGUGAACGUGACAGAGAACGAGAGUAUUAUGAGAAAUAUGAGAAAAAGCACAAGCGUCCGUCAAGAGAAGUUAUAGUGGAACGUAUUCCACCAACGAAACCAUGGCGGGAGGAAGAACCACCGCCAGUGGAAAGAGGCAGAGGAGAUGAAUGGGCGGAUCCUUGGAUGCGGCGGAAAUCUCCAAGUACUGUGCGACGGAAUACGUCGUCUCGGCGUUCGCGAAGGCAAUCUUACUCUUCAGGUUCUUCGUAUUCGUCAACAAGUUCUAGCCGUAGCUCGAGCCGAUCUAGCUACAGUUCUUACGACUCCCUAUCCAGGUCCCGUUCACCAUCCCCUCCCUCUAGAACCCGUGGUGCUGGCAAAGGAAAAGCAGUCGUGUCAUCGCCACCCUCAAAUCCUCCGACAGUCGCAGCUGCUGCGCCCCAACGCGGUGCCAUGCUAAUGAACCCACCUGCUCCUUCUCCACGUCCACCGAAAGGUUCCAUUUCACCUACAACCGGUACGUUGCACCGACGUGCCGGGUUGAAUCCUCCUGCACCAAGCCCUCUAUCGUCUCAUCAACGUCAUCAUGAGAAAGCAAGAGACAAAGCAGCUAUAGCAGCAGCUGCUGUGGCAAAAGUUAUCAAAAGUCGAUCAAGAUCCAGGUCUUCACAUAGCAGUUCCGGAUCGGAGAGCAGUGGCAGCAGCAGUGACUCCAGCGAAUCAAGUUACUCGUCUUCUUCCAGCGAGACACGUCGCAGGAAAGGGUCAACACCACCAAUAGCACGAAAAGACUCAAAGGGUAUCGAUGCCCUAAAGCUAAGUGGUACUAAACAACAGAUCAAGCUCACACUGAAACCAACCAAUAAUGCCACGGCUGUAAAGAAGAUCGAUCGAUCUGGUAUGAUGGCUGGGAAGAAAAGGCCGUUAGAAUCACCGCCUCUAAUCGAUAGCAAAGCAAGUGUUGCCGCAGCUGCAGCGAAAGCAGCUAAAAAAGCGAGUUCGAGGCGAGAAGAACUGUUGAAACAGCUUAAAGCGGUGGAAGACGCUAUCGCUCGUAAAAGAUCAAAAGUUUAAUAACACAGUCUAACGCCUUAAAGGUAAAUAUGUACCUCUACUUGCAUAAAUAUUUCGAUAUUAGAUGUAUCGUGUAAUUAGCUGCUGUAACGUAACGUGUGAUGUCAGAACAGAAUUAACUAAGCAGAUUGUUCUCUAACCGCGAAAUCAAGAUUUUAUCUUUCCUCUCUUGGUAUAAUAUGUAAACAGACACACAAUAUUGAAUGAACAUGUCAUUACUGUACAGUUUCUUCAUUGUUGGAUCUUAGAAAACCACGUGCGUCUUUUCACGUAUAAAAUAUUACAUAUAUAUAGUAUAUGUAAGAAUCUUGAACAUAUUGAAAUUUUUUUUAAGAAUCGAUUGAGUAUAGGGAUUUGUAAAGAUGAAAAAGUAAAUAAAUUGCUGGACUAUGUCAUGGAAAGAAAUGCCAAACGCACGAAAACGAAAAAUAAACAUGUAAUUUAUUUAUGUAUAAAUGACAAAGAUUUGGUUAAAGUAUGUAAAACGCAUAUGAUUGUCACGGAUCUAACAUUUCUAAGCACGAUAUGCAAGCAAGUUUGGUGAUAUUAAACGACAAUAAGAUGUCGCGCCUGUACAAAUCAUCUAUAAUUUCUUCUUUUUUUUUAUUUUGUUAACCGAUUAAGUAUAUAUUUCUUAGGUUAUCAUUUAGAAAAAAAAACAUCAUCCAUAAAAAAUAAUUGCAUUCAAUAUUAGGUAUUAAUUAGAAUGAUCGUUAAUAAAAGUAGAUAAUCAUCGGAUAAUAGGACAGUUUAAAUUAAGGAAGAAACAUGAAUUCAAUAUAACAAAAUAUAAAUGCACUCUGUAAUGUGCAUUAUCUUAUAUUGCUGCUUUUUAUGUUAUGUUUAUUGCACACAAAAGGGUGAAGUCGUAUAAUACUGUCACCAGAAACUAUCCAAGUAUGUAACUACUAUCAAAUUUUGUACUAUUCUUAAAAUAGUAAUUACACAAAAAAAAUAUAAAAUUUGUUGGACGAACGUAGCGAUGCGAAAAACUAUUAAGAAAAAUGUAUUCUUUUAUACAACUUUUUAUAGGCUAGUGAAUUAAAUUCUACAUGCAACAGUAGUAAAAUACAUAACACCUGAUAAAUAUGUGAAAAUGAAAACACACACACACAACGGAUGUGACAAUGUAUUUUGUACUUUCGAUGACAGAUUAUAUUAAAUUCGUACUGCAAACCCCUUAUCUACUAAUGGGAGAAUCACUUUGUUAACAAUAAAGUUUAUUAAAUACAAAUUACAAAACAAGGUCAGAAAAGGUAUAUCCAUAACAAUGAUUGUAUUAUGUAGAUAUAGUGUGAUUGGUUGAACAAUCCAUACAGAGGUAGAAAAGAAAUACGUACUUUGUUUCAGUAUAUUGUAUAGCCUAUCCAAGAUAAAUGACAAUUGUUUCAGAUACUUACGUAAUUUAAUUCAAAUUUCUAUCGCAAAAGUAGUCAUUUCUUUUAUUUACAUAAAAUAUCACCAAAAAUGCGUUGAUGAUUUCAAAUACGUAUUCAAAAUUGGCAAAUACCCCAACAGUUGAGUAAACCCCUUCCCCAAGUAAUAUAAAAUCACUUCCUAAGUUUGGUUUAGUAAACUUUUCCCGUUGAUACAUCGUACAACUAAUAAAUAAGACUAUUAUACAAUUCAGGAAAAUUGUAUUGAGAAAUGUAAUUAUAAGAAAGUUACCUAAAACACCGACAACUUCGACCAAUCCAACCAAUAAAAAAAAGAAGUUAGGGGUAUUUCAUUAUUUUUAUAAUCUAGAGCUAGUUGCGUCAGUUUCUAAUGGUCUAUUGACACCAUUUGCAUCAGUGUUAUCUUGAUUCGUGCGAAUUGGAAGUCCCAUAAAUCUGUUUGUACCAUUUAAAGUGCUGCGCCUCGAUCUAAUAGUAGUGUUGUUAUCAUGAAUCUUCACCUCAUUAUAUUUAAAUAAACCCUCACCAGGUGGAGGUAACGUA